AUGAAGGACAUUCCUCGCCUUCAGCAGAUCGUGAAUGUUGCGCUAUGCAAUGGGGCCAGCAUCCGGGAAAUAGUCAACAAGCUUGAAGAUGCACAUGAGGACGCAUAUUGCCCACGAGGCUAUGGGGCAAGUGACCUAGAUAUUGUGACCUUGGUUUUCUGGCUUGGUAGUAGUCAACUACUUUUCGCCCUCAACCAUAGUCUUGGUCUCCCUUCCAUAUGCACUCUUCGCACCAGGUCCACCUUCACCAAACUCACACUGACCAUUGGUCCCAUCCGCAACAAACAACUUGAUGAAAUAUUCAUUCUGUUGUGCUCAAUGAGCCUAAUGAUAGAUGAAAUAGCCCUAGAAGAAAUGGCGGUCCACUUCAGCAAGUACAACAAAGUUGUGGGCCUCUGCUGGAAACACUCCCGCCUUGUCAACCCUGUACUUCGUACUUACAAGUCUGCUGUCACCAUCACACAGAAAAUCCAUGAUAGCGAGGUGCACCUCGGAAAAGAACUUACUGUCAUCGGAGUUGCGUGUUUUGGUGAGGACAAACUCUACCCUAUUUUAGUGGCACCCAAAUGCAAGAUCGAAGGUGCUGGUGAUAUGGAAGCUACUGUUAGACCACUGUGGUCCUUUGCCAAUGACAGUGAUGCAACACAAUGUGCCGCAUGUCAUAGACUCUUUCUCAAGACACCCUUGUCAACAAACUCGCAGCUAUAUGGUGUACUUAGUAACAUGCCUGGCUUGAAUACACUGACAGGUGAUGGCAAGGUUACCCUCAACUUCGACUUCAAGCACAUCUUUCAAUGUAUUCUGUGCACACUCAUCCGCUCCCCCACAGGCAUCGUGCUCAAUAACGGUUGCGUAAUUAACACCAUGAUGCUCUCAAGGUACCUUGUAUGGUUACCCGCAUAUGACGAAGCUAGCAUUAUGAAGCUCCUCCACCCCAAUGAUCCGCAAGAUGUCCCCCGGGCCAUAGAACUCAUGCAGACCAUUCACACUAUUCUCAACAACUCAUUCUCAACUGACAUUGACACACAUGCUGACUUGGUAUCAAUCACUCUUCUCAGCAACAUCAUCGAGUCUAUCCUCGUCCCGUUCAUCAAUCCUAACCUCUCCCUCACCGAACAAGUUCACUACCUCAGCCGCUAUGCCCACCUCACAUUCACCAUCUUCCGUGUUCACCAACAUUCAUUCAUGCCAUUCCAGCUAUACUACAACACUCAGACAGCCAUCAAGAACAUCAUAUUCACAAUCACAAAGCAGCAAGUUCUUGAUCUGUACACAUCAUUCUUCCUUGGCUGUUCAUAUGCCCAGGCCAUUGAUCGCCUAGGUGCUGCCAAGGACAUAGAUGGUCAUCUCAGCCUCAGCAAGUGGAUUGGUGAUAUCAUUAGCGGCCGCUGUGAUCUUCCAUCAGUGUGGCAACAUGGGCAUGAGAUGGCAGUCACUAUUCUGACUUCUUCUCAGAUCAAUCACAUCAAUUAUUCUUACACUGAGCUCUCCUGUGAUCCCAGAACAGAUAUGAUAUGUUACUACUUCGGCAUCACAGACGAGGAGCGGGAGGACUCCAGUUGA
Molecule: messenger RNA, 1563 nt
Organism: Suillus clintonianus
Lineage: Eukaryota; Fungi; Basidiomycota; Agaricomycetes; Boletales; Suillaceae
Exons: 9
Coding region: 1-1563 (520 amino acids)
Source: RefSeq, a predicted model, not a curated record